Molecule: messenger RNA, 1858 nt
Organism: Drosophila mojavensis
Lineage: Eukaryota; Metazoa; Arthropoda; Insecta; Diptera; Drosophilidae
Gene: sit
Product: elongation of very long chain fatty acids protein 7
Exons: 4
Coding region: 240-1163 (307 amino acids)
Biological process (GO): very long-chain fatty acid biosynthetic process; fatty acid elongation, monounsaturated fatty acid; fatty acid elongation, saturated fatty acid
Cellular component (GO): endoplasmic reticulum membrane
Molecular function (GO): fatty acid elongase activity
Source: RefSeq, a predicted model, not a curated record
UUUUAUACAUAGCAGCGCACAAAUCGGCGUAGCAGUUCAGUACGCGUACAAGUCUCGUGGGUAGCGGAUGCCAGCAGAGAACACUGGACGAAAACACGUUCGCUUCGAGCGCUUAGCAGAUUUUUAAAUUUCACACAAACAAACAGCAUCUUUAAAGACACCAACAACAAAAACAAAAAUAAGAACGACAAUAAGAACGACAACAACCAGCAGAGGAAGUCAAUAAAACGAAUUUAAAAAUGGCGGCCGUCAAUGCAACACAAACGGACUAUUGGAACUUUCUGUUCAUCGAGCUGGCAGAUCCCCGCACCAAUGACUGGUUUCUGAUCAAAUCUCCACUGCCCCUGCUAACGAUUCUGGGCUUCUAUUUGUACUUUGUGCUGUCGUGGGGUCCGCGCUUUAUGCGCGACCGCAAACCCUUCAAGCUGGAGCGCACGCUGCAGGUCUACAACUUCUUCCAGGUGGCGCUCAGCGUCUGGAUGGUGUACGAGGGCGUGGUCAUCUGGCAGUAUUAUAGCUGGCGCUGUCAGCCGGUCGAUUGGUCGCGUACACCCAAGGCGUACCGCGAGGCACGCGUCGUCUACGUUUACUACCUGGCCAAGAUCACCGAGCUGCUGGACACGAUCUUCUUUGUGCUGCGCAAGAACGAUCGCCAGGUGACAUUCCUGCACGUCUACCAUCACACAGUCAUGCCCAUGAUCAGCUGGGGCACCUCCAAAUACUAUCCGGGCGGCCAUGGCACCUUCAUUGGCUGGAUCAACUCCUUCGUGCACAUCAUCAUGUACUCCUACUACUUCCUGUCGGCUUUCGGGCCAAAGAUGCAAAAGUACUUGUGGUGGAAGAAGUACAUCACCAACCUGCAAAUGAUCCAGUUCUGCUGCGCUUUCAUUCAUCAAACACAGCUGCUGUACACCGACUGCGGCUAUCCGAGAUGGUCCGUCUGCUUCACCCUGCCCAAUGCCGUCUUCUUCUACUUCCUCUUCAAUGACUUCUAUCAGAAGUCCUACAAGAAGAAGCAGGCGGCGGCCAAGGCCGAGGCUGAUGCCAAAGAGAUCACUAACAAAAACAAUAACAACAACAACAACAACAACAACGAUAGCUUCGCCAAGAAUCUGAAUGCCGCCAUAGCCACAAAUGCAGCACAGCAAAAGAAGGUGCUGUAAGGCAGCUAGGAAAAUACUCUAACUCAAUAAUCUCGAGCCCACACACACACACACACGCACACACAUGCACACACAGAAAUACUUAAUGGAAUUCACAUAGAAUACUUUUUUUUAGUUAUAUAUUUGGGAACUCUAAGUCUAUGGAGCGGGCGUUGUUCUAUGCACAACUUUGUUGACUAAUUUGUUAAGUAAUCCGCCGCCAAAAAAUAAGAAGAAAACAAUUGAAAAAAAAAAAAAAAACCUGAACAAAAAGACAAAUGAAAAUAUUGAGAAAUUUUAGGUUUGAGUUAAUAGGCAAACACUUAAAUGCUUUUCGCAGCCAUCGCUUCGCUUGAUGUGUGUUUGUGUAUUUCCCCUCGCUCACGCCUCUUUAGACGUCAGAAAUGAAAGAAGUUGUAUGUUUACGGCCCAAAAAACAAAAUAGCUUAAAGAAGCUGAAGCAGAAGUAGAGGAAGAGGAAGGGAAGAAGAAGAAGUAGAAGAUGAAGAGUAAAAAACCGAUUUAAGUUAAGUAAAAAAACAAAAACAAAAUAAAACGGAAUUAGUUGUGUAAAUAAGUUAAGAUACGCAUUUGGCAUAAGCAAAUAUGUUAGAUGAUAUAUACAUAUAUAUAUAAAUAAAUAUAUAUAUGAAUUAUUGGCAUGUAAAGUACUUAGGCUUAAACGAAAAGAUACCACAAAUACAAAUAAAAAUAAU